Molecule: messenger RNA, 1404 nt
Organism: Coniosporium apollinis CBS 100218
Lineage: Eukaryota; Fungi; Ascomycota; Dothideomycetes
Exons: 4
Coding region: 1-1404 (467 amino acids)
Molecular function (GO): FAD binding; monooxygenase activity
Source: RefSeq, a predicted model, not a curated record
AUGGCUUCGAACAUCCCUGACAACCAGCCGGAUGAGAUGUUCGGCAUCGGUGUGGCCAGUGUCUCGCUGAACGUCGGGAUCGUCGGGGCUGGUAUCGCUGGACUAACGGCCGCGACCGCGCUGCGCCAGAGUGGACAUCACGUUGAGAUCUUCGAGAGGUCGCGCUUCAACAACGAAGUGGGAGCGGCCAUCAACAUCUGCCCAAACGCGUCGCGGAUACUGGCACGAUAUGGAUUCGACUUUGAGCGCGCGAAGGCCGUGAUAGUGGAGCAGUGCCACUUCAUGAAGGGUGAUACUCUUGAGACGAUUGACUGCGCAGACUGCCGAGACAUGGUUGACAGAUAUGGCUGGCCCUGGUAUCUCCUUCAUCGAGUCGAUCUCCACACCGAGCUCCGACGAUUGGUCGGCGAAGCGGAUUACCGACGUCUUGCUAGCGAUGAAGAUCACCGUGAAACGGAGCCUACGAGGAUCAACCUCGCCGCUAAAGUUAUUGAAGUGAAUUGCGAGCUGGGGACGUUGAAAAUGGCAGAUGGAUCUGUGGUCUACAAAGAUCUGAUUGUGGCAGCAGACGGUGUACACUCUUCUCUGAGUUCCACGGUCAUCGGGACAGAUAGCGUGGCGACGCCGACUGGUAGCUCUAUGUUCCGCUUCCUCGUACCUACUGAGAAGUUGGUACAGCGUGCCGAGACGCGGUCUUUAGUGCAAGGCGCUCCACCGGGAGUCAAUUUGGCCACUGGCCCAGACCGGAGAAUCGUCUGGUACCCCUGCCGGAACGGGGAACUACAGAACUUUGGCUUGAUCCAUCCUGAUACCCGCACUGACAAGCGAGAGACAGACUGGAGAUCAAAUGCAAGCUUGACUGAGUUGAUUGAAGAAUGCCAGGGCUUUCAUCCGUCACUGCGAGCUGCCAUGGGAGUGGCUGAAGAUAUCAAGCUCUGGAAGCUGCUGUACCGUCCGCCGAUUUCUUCGUGGACCAGAGGCAAGGUUGUUCUUAUCGGAGAUGCUGCCCAUCCCAUGCUUCCGAAUCAAGGCCAGGGUGGAGCACAGGCGAUAGAGGAUGGAGCAGCGCUAGGCCUUUUGCUCUCGAACUUACCAGAUGUCAGAGAGGUACCUCGGCGGCUGAAGCUGUUUCAAGAGAUUCGCAAAACGAGGGCUGCAGCUAUGCAGAUUUUCUCGAAUGCUGGACAGGAUGAGGCUGAGAAGAUUCAGAGAGAAGCGCGCGCCUACGUGAAAGGGCCGAUUCCAAAGACGCCAGCAGAGUUUAGAGAAUGGAACUUUUCCUACGACAUCUUUCAGGACUGUGCGAAGGCUCUGGUCAAUCUUGAAAGCCAAGCAGGGGACGUCCAAGCCUGCGAUCCCUUUGUACUGCAGCAACUCCCCAGUGCUCGAAAUGAUGAGGUUUGA